This is a messenger RNA of Acyrthosiphon pisum (pea aphid), 1644 nucleotides long. RefSeq names its product zinc finger protein Noc. The transcript is spliced from 2 exons. The coding region runs from base 331 to 1479 and encodes 382 amino acids. Gene Ontology annotation, cellular component: nucleus. Gene Ontology annotation, biological process: negative regulation of DNA-templated transcription. The record is from RefSeq and is a predicted model, not a curated record. NCBI's taxonomy places the organism in Eukaryota, Metazoa, Arthropoda, Insecta, Hemiptera, Aphididae.
UCGUGCUACACCGGCCUCCGCGGCAGUGCAACACCGAACGCCGUCACCGUCCGACGUCUGUCCGCGCAGCCGUUUGCCGUACGCCACAGUCGUCUCGCCGCGACCGUCUUGAUAAUAUUAUUAUUUGUCGUAUACGCUUCAGUGUGUCUGUGCGCCCGUCAGUAAUAAAUUCGUUUCGGAUUUUGUGAUUGACAUUAUUUUUGCGAACAUUGUUAACGAAAAAACUUUUUUUUUGCCACUGUAAAUUAUUUCGUCCGGUGUCUCAUAUUCACAUACACCUAGUGUAACACGCCGGAUCCGCCAAUCGAGUGUGUAUGUACAGUGCGAACCAUGAUCAUGAGCAACGAAAACCAAUACCUGAGACCGGAUUAUUUAACUCCUCUACCGUCGUUGGACGCUAAAAACAGUCCACUGGCACUGUUGGCACAGACGUGCAGUCAGAUUGGAUCUGACGCGCCGGCGCCGCAGAACGGCAAGUCAAACUCAGACAAGAUUGGCAACCACCAUAAGAAGACGUCGUCGUCACUCUCUUCGUCUUCGUCGACGUCUUCUGACCACGGAGGCGGCGGUGGUGGUGGCCGAGACAAACGUUCACCAUCGUUAUCGUCGUCAUCGUCGUCGUGUUCAAACAGCGGUUCACCACCCGGCCGGCCGUCGGUCGUCCACCAUCACCUGCAGCCAGCCCCGAUUACCACAGUCACCACCACGGCCCGGUCCAGCUUCAAACCAUACGAAUCGUGUGUGUUGCGACCGGCCGCUGAAGUGGCUGCGGCUGCGGCCGCCGCAGCUGCCGCCACUGCUAAUCCCACGUCAAUCAGCCUGGACGCGACCAUAAGGAGAGCAACGCCCGCGGCCACAAAUGACCGCGGUGGUGACCGGUGCAGCAGCAAAGAAAGCGCUUCGAGUCGCAAGUCGCCGGCAGAAGAUGCGGCCACCGCGAGCAGAAAGCACAGUGAACAAUCGCACAGCAAACUCACGUCGUCAUCGGCCGCUUCGGUGGCCGCUCUGAUGGCAGCCGCUGGUUAUCCGUCACCGCACCACCAUCCGCAGUUGUCUGCGCACCCUCAUCACCAUCACCACAUGGCGGCAUUGGGUGGAUCGCCCCUGAUGAGUCCCUACUUCAGACCUGGCGCCGGGGCGCCACCGCUACCGUGCCGUGAUCCGUAUUGCGCGGGAUGUCAGCUUGCCGCUCACUUGGCAGCCGGCAAACAACAACCGCCGGCGACCACGUGCCCGUCCGGCUGCACUCAAUGUGACGCUAGCCCGAAGACGGUGGCAGCAGCAGCCGCUGCCGCAGCCGCCGCCCACCAUCAUCACCAANAGUACCGCGGCGGCACACCACCAACAGCAACAGCAGCACCAGCAGCAGCAGCACCACCAUCACCACACGAUGGCCGCGGCGUACGCACACGCCCAGCUGGCCGCACUGGCCGCGGCCGCCAGUCAAUUGCCGUACGUGUGUUCAUGGAUGGGCGCUGACCUGCCGUCGUACUGCGGCAAGCGGUCGGCACGUCCGACGAGCUGCUCCAACACCUGCGCACGCACACCUCCGACCCAGCGGCCGCGCUGCCGCUGUUGCAACGCUCGUAUCCGACGCCCCCGCUCAGCCCGUCCGCCGCGGCCGCCGUUAGCCGGUAUCACCCG